Lathyrus sativus (Indian pea) is the source of this 1728-nucleotide messenger RNA. The record is from the annotation of a GenBank genome assembly. Lineage: Eukaryota; Viridiplantae; Streptophyta; Magnoliopsida; Fabales; Fabaceae.
AUGGCUACCCACGCCUCAUCUUUUUCCAGCCUCCGAACCUACCUCCGAGCCGUAUCUCAUACUCCUUCUCGCUUCGCUCGCCGCGGCUUCUCCGUCUCAACCUCACAUGAAGAAAUGAGCCGCGUACGAGCCAGGUCUGGCACCAGCAUGCGGAAGACUCUCCGCUGGUUUGACCUAGUCGGUUUCGGUAUCGGCGGAAUGGUCGGCGCCGGAGUGUUUGUCACCACCGGUAACGCGACGCAUAACUUCGCUGGUCCCGCUGUUGUCCUAUCUUUCGCCAUUGCCGGUUUCUGCGCUCUUUUAUCCGCCUUUUGCUACACUGAGUUCGCCGUUGAUAUGCCGGUCGCCGGUGGAGCUUUUAGCUACCUCCGUGUCACAUUCGGUGAAUUUGCGGCGUUUUUAACCGGCGCGAAUCUCGUCAUGGAUUACGUUAUGUCCAAUGCCGCCGUUGCUAGAGGAUUCACGGCGUACGUCGGAACCACAAUCGGUGUCUCAUCCGCCAAAUGGAGGAUCAUAAUUCCUUCUUUUCCAAAAGGAUUUAACGAAAUAGACAUGGUUGCUGUGGCCGUUGUUUUACUCAUCACAAUCGUUAUCUGUUACAGUACGAGGGAGAGUUCAGUGGUGAAUAUGAUAUUGACAGCUUUGCAUAUAUUGUUCAUAGCAUUUGUGAUAGUGAUAGGUUUUUGGAAAGGGAGUUGGAAGAAUUUUACGCAACCGGCUAAUCCGGAGAAUCCGUCUGGUUUUUUUCCUCACGGUGCUGCCGGUGUCUUUAACGGUGCGGCCGCAGUUUAUUUAAGCUACAUUGGUUACGACGCGGUUUCGACAAUGGCAGAAGAGGUUAAAGAGCCCGUGAAAGAUAUUCCAAUAGGUGUUUCUGGAUCUGUUAUUAUCGUGACGGUUCUUUAUUGUCUUAUGGCAGCUUCUAUGUGCAUGCUUCUUCCUUACGAUAUGAUUGAUCCCGAGGCACCAUUUUCAGCUGCUUUUAAAUCAGACGGUUGGGGAUGGGUUUCAAGAGUGAUAGGAGUGGGGGCCAGUUUUGGAAUAUUGACAUCAUUGAUAGUGGCUAUGUUGGGUCAGGCUCGUUAUAUGUGUGUAAUAGGACGUUCUAAUGUGGUCCCUGCUUGGUUUGCUAAGGUCCACCCAAAAACAUCUACUCCUGUCAACGCCUCUGCUUUUCUUGGGAUAUUCACAGCAGCCAUUGCACUUUUCACUGAUCUUGAAGUUCUUCUCAACCUCGUAUCAAUUGGAACACUCUUUGUUUUCUACAUGGUCGCAAACGCCGUUGUUUACCGACGCUAUGUCGCUGCAGGGACAACAAAUCCAUGGCCGACACUGUCUUUUCUCUUAUCAUUCUCAUUCACUUGCAUUGUGUUCACCCUUAUUUGGAAAAUCGUACCAACUGGAGUAGCAAAAGCCGCGAUGUUAAUUGCUUGCGGCGUGUUUGCUGUAGCAAUAUUACAGUUUUUCCAUUUCACAGUUCCUCAAGCUAGGAAGCCGGAGUUUUGGGGUGUACCUCUAAUGCCAUGGAUACCUGCUAUGUCAAUAUUUUUGAACUUGUUUUUGCUUGGAUCACUCGAUGGAAAAUCGUAUAUUCGGUUCGGAGUAUUUACGGCUGUUACAGUGCUGUUCUAUGUGUUAUACAGUGUUCAUGCUAGCUUUGAUGCAGAAGGUGAUGGUUCUCAAAAUGUUGAAUCAAAAGAAAGUGUGGACCAAAGUUUCAAAGUGUAG